AGAAGUGACCACUCGUUCUCCCUGGUCCCUGACAUAAGGACAGAGUACCUGGAGCUGCGCUUACAGUGGAGUCCCACCGUGAGCGCGGACUUCCAUUCCCGCGGACCCCAGGUCGCUCAGUCGCAGAGGCUCGCGGUGGAGGACAGCCUCAGGAGGCCGGCGCCUCCCGGAGGUGUUUACCGUUGCCCGAGGAGACGCGUCCGCGCCGCCCGCCGGCUCAGCGCGCCGCUGCGCUCGGGCACCCGGAGUCCUGCCAUGAGCCGCCGCGGCUCCUCCGGCUCCCGGAGCCUGGACGCGACCAGCCACGCCGCGUCGCCAGCGCCCGAGGAAACUCGUGAUCAUUCUUUGGAAGUCCCUGUCUCUCGGGAGCAAUUAAACCAUUAUCGGAAUGUGGUUGAAAAUGUUCGAAGUGAACUCGCCGCAACUUUGGUCAAAUUUGAAUCCGCGCAGUCCGAGCUUCGAGACCUGCGCUCCAAGAUGCUUUCCAAAGAAGUUUCCUGUCAAGAGCUAAAGGCUGAAAUGGAGAAUUACAAAGAAAACAAUGCCAGAAAAUCAUCUCUCCUCACCUCUUUGAGGGACAGAGUUCAAGAGCUAGAAGAAGAAUCAGCUGCACUUUCUGCUUCUAAAAUCAGAACAGAACUCACAGCUCACGCUGCAAUCAAGGAGAAUCAGGAGUUAAUGAAGAGAGUUGUGGAACUAGAGGAGAAAUUACAAAAAUGUUCAAAGGAAAAUGAGGAAAACAAGAAGCAAGUUUCAAAUCAUAGCAGGAAACACGAAGAGUUUCUAAUUCAACUUCAUGAUUCCUUGGAUCCUGACAAGAGGAGCGAGAAGGCAUCGGAAGAAGAUUUGAUUUUAAAGCUUAGAGAGCUGUGCAAGGAGAUCGCGUUCGUGAAAGGACAAAUUGUUACUCUUGAAGAGUCUCUAAAUGUCCAUGAGAUGGAGGCAAAAGCUAACAGAGAGACGAUUGUGAGGCUGGCUUCAGAAGUCCACAGAGAGCAGAGGAAAGCUGCCUCUUGGAAGGAGGAGAAAGACCAGCUGAACCAGGACUUGCUCAGUGCUAUGGAGGCAAAAGAAGCUCUUGAAAGGGAGGUUAAGAUCUUCCAAGAAAGGCUGCUUGCAGGCCAGCGGGCCUGGGACGCCUCCAAGCAGGAGCUGAGCCUCCUGAAGAAAAGCUCUUGUGAGCUGGAGAAGAGUUUGAAGGCCAGCCGCCAGGUGGCCACAGCCUCUGAAAGCCACAAUGCCUGCUUUAGGGAGAAGGUCGCCAGCCUCCUCACGGGCGUAUGGGGCAUGACUGGGUCCACAGAGGACGCCAUUUUGGAGAGGAUUCAAGAAAUGGGCAGCCAGGAAGAGAACUGGAGAAGGAUGGUCUCCCAGCUUGAAGCACAAAGAGCAGAGCUUGUCCAACAGUUGGGAAAGGUGUCUGAGUCUCACCAGGAAGCUCUCCAGAGAGCCCACAGGGCAGAAGACAAGUUGGAGACUCUUCAGGGUCAGCUGACACACCUGGAAGGAGAGCUGGUUUCUGCAGAUGUUUUCCGAGAUAACUCGAAUUUUGAGAAACAAAAACUAAAGACUCAGAAAGAAAGACUGGAGAGCAGAGAACUCCACAUGAACCUCCUCCGGCAGAAAAUAGCGCAGCUGGAGGAGGAGAAGCAGGUGCGCUCAGCCCUGGCCACAGAGAGGGACGAGGCCCAGCUCACCGUCAGGAAGGUUCUCCAGAGAAGUGGAACCAACAGAAUGUGCGUGACGGUGUGCGUGUGCAAGAUUAAAACUUUGGAACAGACCAAAACCAUCGAAGACUUAAAUAAAUCCAGAGACCAGCUGGAGAAGAUGAGGGAGAAAGCGGAGAAGCAGCUCGCGACGGUCAGGGCAGAACUGGACACGGCGGGGCGGGAGGCCAAGGAGGGUAAGGAAAGGGCCAGACACAUGCUGGAAGCAGUGACCAGCGAGAUGAAGACUCUGAGGAGAUCUCUGGAGGACGCAGAAAAGAGAGAAAAGCAGCUGGCGGACUUCAGGGAGGUAGUUUCCCAGAUGCUGGGCUUGAACAUGACCGCUCUUGCUCUUCCUGACUAUGAGAUCAUCAAGUGUCUUGAAAGACUGAUCCAUUUACAUCAGCAUCGCCUUGUUUCCUGUGCCUGCCUCAAAGACAUGACUUCUGGGCAAGACAGGCACCCGCAAGGGCAUUUAAAACUUCUUCAUUGAAUGCUGGUCUCCAGAGGGAGGUGGAACUAAGACAGCACAAUUCCUACUUUCAUAAAUUCCCCAGAUCUGUGAGAUGUGAGCAGCAUGUGAAUAUGGUAUGCUUUAAUGGCCUAGCGAGGUUGCAUCACUGGCAGAAAAGGUCUCAAAGGUGCCAGCCCUCGACAAAUGUUUAGCACUGAAAACACCUAUUAUUCCACUUGCUAACACUUUGAGACUCAGAAUUAUUCCAUUACAUUGCAAUCUAGACUGAGAGAUGGGAGUAGAGAAUUAACAUUGAUGGGGUAUCUUUUUUCAGCUGGGGGUUCACUAGCCAUUUUAAUUCCAUAAUAACCAUAUGGAGAAGCUUUCUUAAAGAGGGCCUCUAGAGACUGCAUGCUAUGGCUUCUACUUUGGAGCCCCUUUUCUGCUGAGUAGAGGAAGCAGUUUCUCUGUGUCCCUGGAGAAGAUCCCCAUGAAUGCAGUCAUGGAUACGUGUGUGUGUGUGUGCGCGCGUGCGCGCACACAUAUGGGAGGGCUCUUUUUGUACAUUUUCUCUGUUUUCCACACAUAAUUUCUAACAAAUUUUAUUUAUCUUCUUUAUAAAUUUAUUUUCUACAGCAUUCAAAGAUAUCUUAAAUAGUACUUAAAAACAUAAAUGUGUUUCUGAGAUUGAUUUAUUACUAAUUAUAUAACAAGAUUCAUGUAAGAGGCUAAAAAUAGUCUAUAGUGGGAAGUACUAUACUUUCUCAGUAGUAUAUGAAAUCAUACUCCAUUUACCUAAAUAUGUUUAUGUAGGAUUUCUACUGUAUGACUCAGUGUAUAUACAAUAAUGUUUAAUAUAAAAGGAAAACAUGUUCAAACCUAAGCUUUAGAGACUUUUAGUGGAAAGGGUAUAUAGAAUAAGAAAAAGAAAUCCUGACUAUGCAUACGGUUCAUAUAAUGGUUGGACAAAUUGCAAACCUGCUAGGAAAGCCAUUUCCUCCUUGUUACGAUGGCAUUGGCUGUGGCCUCUCCCUCGGUGGCCCUCAUUCCAGAGUUGGCAAGCCAGCUUCAUGUUUUUAUGUUCCAUUUGUUGGCCUGUAAUAUCCAUGUAUAUUUUAUGUUGUCCAAUAAAAUGCAUUAGAUUGAUGUGAUUUUUUU
Messenger RNA from Ictidomys tridecemlineatus (thirteen-lined ground squirrel), 3318 nucleotides. The record is from RefSeq and is a predicted model, not a curated record. NCBI's taxonomy places the organism in Eukaryota, Metazoa, Chordata, Mammalia, Rodentia, Sciuridae.